Molecule: messenger RNA, 692 nt
Organism: Zeugodacus cucurbitae (melon fly)
Lineage: Eukaryota; Metazoa; Arthropoda; Insecta; Diptera; Tephritidae
Exons: 2
Coding region: 147-614 (155 amino acids)
Source: RefSeq, a predicted model, not a curated record
AAUGUGUCACGUAACAGCAGAGCCAAUGGCCGGACGCUUGGCAGCGACUUUUCGGCUGCGGCAUAUAAAAAGCAUUUGAAAUACUAUUGCCCACUAGUAGUCUAUGUUAUUGCGGUGGUAAAAAACCAGACACAACAACUGCCAAAAUGCAACGUUUCAUCUGUGCUUUCGUCUCGGUGCUCGCACUUGCGCAUGCGCUUCCUUAUAGCAGCAGCCAUGGCGGUUAUGGCGCAUCAGCUCCAGCGCCCGUUCCAUCUUACAGCGGCGAUGUAAUUGUCUCGCAAGCACCCUCAGUGUUGUAUAACAUUCCCCCACCAUCGGUUUGGAAUAUAUCGCCAGCCCGUCCAGCAGGUCCCGUGCUAACCCCCGUCGAUGCGCACUCCAUCUCAGGAUCUGGUACGCCAUCGUCGUUGGUUGGCAUCUCAUCGCAGCCGAGUGCCAUUGCUGCUGCGGCUUCUGCCAAUGUGCCACUGAAUGCUGGUUCCUACAAACUCUUGAUUGUGCCCUCCUAUGAAGUGCCCAAUAUUGUGGGACCCGAACCAGCAGUGCCCGCUGCUGGUGGCUAUGGUGGCCACAGCCAUGGCGGUUACGGUAGCCAAGCGGCCAGUUAUUAAUUCAAUUGGCUACAGUAAUGUUAAAUGCAAGGAAGAAAAAUUACCGUUAAAUACACGCUCCAAGUGCAAAUUCCUUAA